Messenger RNA from Populus trichocarpa (black cottonwood), 1910 nucleotides. RefSeq names its product endo-1,4-beta-xylanase 5-like. Gene Ontology annotation, molecular function: hydrolase activity, hydrolyzing O-glycosyl compounds. Lineage: Eukaryota; Viridiplantae; Streptophyta; Magnoliopsida; Malpighiales; Salicaceae. Gene Ontology annotation, biological process: carbohydrate metabolic process. The record is from RefSeq and is a predicted model, not a curated record.
AUGAAGACUGCUAAUCGAGACCCUUCGACUGAAAAGUUUGUCCUACAGUGCCUGGCCAUUCCCCAGAAAUCUAAUUAUGAAGGAGGCAUUCUAGUUAAUCCGAAUCGGUGGACUGUGUUUGGAAAUGGAGCAAUGAGAGAAGGGGUGUCAAGGGAAGGAAAUAUGUUCAUUGUGGCAUGCAAUAGAUCGAAGACCUCGGACAGCAUCUCGCAAAAGGUUCAACUCCAGCAAACAAAGCUGUAUAGUUUUUCUGCUUGGGUCCAAAUCAGUGAAGGAAGUGAGGCUGUAGAUGUAAUUUUUAAAACCACUCAUGGCGAAUGGAUACGCGGUGGCAGUGUUGUAGCUAAGCAUGGAUGUUGGUCUUUGCUAAAAGGUGGCAUGAUUGCACAUCUUUCCGGCCCAGUUGAGAUUUUCUUUGUGUGCAACAAUACAAGAGUGGAGGUAUGGAUAGACAAUGUCUCGUUCCAGCCGUUUACAACGCAGCAAUGGAGAUCUCACCAGGACAAAAGCAUCGAGGAGGUGCGCAAAAGCAAGGUGAGGUUUCAGGUAACUUAUGCCACUGGAACUGCGUUGGGUGGUGCUGCAGUCUCUAUCAAGCAAACCAAGUCAGGCUUCCCAUUUGGAUGCGGUAUGAAUCAUUAUAUCCUCUUAAGCAACGCUUACCAGAAUUGGUUUGCUUCAAGAUUCAAGUUCACUACAUUCACCAAUGAAAUGAAGUGGUACAGCACCGAGAAGGAACAAGGUCAUGAAAACUAUACAAUCGCAGAUGCCAUGCUAAGCUUUGCCGAAAAGAAUGGCAUUGCAGUAAGAGGUCACAACAUCUUAUGGGAUAGCCCCAAGAUGCAGCCUCAAUGGGUCAAAAAUCUUUCUCCCGGUGAACUAAGAAUAGCAGCGACAAAAAGAACGGAUUCAGUCGUUCGAAGAUACUCGGGGAAACUGAUUGCGUGGGAUGUUAUGAAUGAGAACAUGCAUUUCAGUUUCUACGAGGACAAGCUUGGAAAAAAUGCUUCUUCUGAAUAUUACUUGAGAGCUUACCAACUUGAUCCAAAGACAAAAAUGUUCUCGAAUGAAUUUAAUACCAUUGAAUACAGUAAAGAGAUACGUGCAAGUCCAGUAAACUAUGUAAAGAAAAUUAAAGAGAUUCUGUCGUAUCCUGGAAUCAAAGGUAUCUUGUUAGGAAUAGGAAUACAAUGCCAUUUUAGUUCUGGAUAUCCAAACCUUGUUUACAUGAGAUCUGCAUUGGACAUUCUAGGAUCAACAGGAUUGCCUAUAUGGCUUACAGAAGUCGAUGUCCAAAAAGGCCCUAAUCAGGCACAAUACUUUGAGAGCAUACUAAGGGAAGGUUAUUCUCAUCCUGCUGUUAAAGGUAUUAUCAUUUUUUCUGGUCCAGAGGUAGCUGGUUUCAGUGCUAUAACCCUGGCAGAUAAAGAUUUUAAGAAUACUCCAUCAGGGAAUGUUGUUGAUAAGCUGAUCGCAGAGUGGAAAACUAGGACUCUGAAAGUCAUAGCAGAUAGUAAAGGAUUUGCAGAAGCUUCACUAUUUCAAGGUGAUUACAAUCUGAUUGUCAAACACCCAGUGACCAAUUUGUUGACUAGAUUACGCUUUAAGGUAAAAGAAGACAAAUCGCAAGAAACUACAGUACUUCAUGUCACUGAUUGAGUCAUCCUCCAUCUAUGAUACUGAAUUUUGUACUGCAAGAAAUUCUACUCCUUAAAUGAGAAACUAAAGUACUUCAUGUCACUGAUUGAGUACUUCAUGACCAAUAUGUUUACUAGAUUACGCUUCAAGGUAAAAGAAGACAAAUUGCAAGAAACUACAGCACUUCAUGUCACUGAUUGAGUCAUCCUCCAUCUAUGAUACUGAAUUUUGUGCUGCAAUAAAUUGUGCUUCUUAAAUGAGAAAAGUACUUC